AUGGCCCAAAAUACUUUGGAAUCAAUUCCUACCAUCUUGGAUCAAUCAAUUCAUCCUCAGUUUGCCAAACAGGCCGAGGCUCAAUUGAAAUCUCUUGAAUCAAAUCAAGGUUUUUCAGUAAAUUUACUUCAUAUUGUCGCCCUGACUAAUUUAUCAAUUCAAACUAGAUUAGCUGGUGCUCUUUUUUUCAAAAAUUUAAUAAAACGUAAAUGGAUUAAUGAAGAUGGUGAAUACUUAUUACCUUUAGAUGAUAUUAAUCAAAUUAAAACUCAAAUUUUAGAUGUCAUGAUAAAUUUACCAAAUAAUUUACAAAUUCAAAUUGGGGAAUCAAUUUCAAUCAUUGCUGAAUCAGAUUUCCCUCAUAAUUGGCAAAAUUUAAUCGAUGAAUUGGUUUCAAAAUUAUCAACCACUGAUUUCGUUUUAAAUAAAGGUAUUUUAUUAGUGGCUCAUUCAAUUUUUAAAAAAUGGAGACCUUUAUUCAGAUCAGAUGAAUUAUUCUUGGAAAUUAAAAUGGUUUUAGAUAAAUUUGCUCAACCUUUCUUAUCUCUUUUAAUUAAAGUUGAUGAAUUGAUUCAACAAAGCUUAUCAAAUGAUAAAGCUUCUUUAGAAAUUUAUUUUGAAAAUUUAUUAUUAUUAACUCAAAUUUAUUACGAUUUAAAUUGUCAAGAUAUCCCAGAAUUUUUUGAAGAUAAUUUAUCGAUUGGUAUGAAUAUAAUGCAUAAAUAUUUACAAUUAUCAACUCCUUUAUUAACCGACCCUGAUGAUGAUGAAAAUAUUGACAUUGCAAUUAAAGUUAAAACUUCAAUUGUUGAAUUGAUCUUAUUAUAUAUUAGUCGUUAUGCUGAAGAAUUUGAUCCUUUAAUUGAACAAUUCAUUACAACAGUUUGGAAUUUAAUUAACCAAUACGUUACAAAACAACAAAAAUAUGAUUUAUUAGUAGUUAAAUCCCUUACAUUUUUAACUUCAAUUUCUAAAAUUAAUAAAUAUCAAUAUUAUUUCAAUAAUGAAAGUUCCUUAAAAGAAAUUAUUGAAAAAAUCAUUUUACCAAAUAUUUAUUUCCGUGAAGUUGAUGAAGAAUUAUUCGAAGAUGAACCAAUUAAUUAUGUUAGAUCUGAUUUAGAAGGUUCUGACUUUGAUACUAGAAGAAAAUCAGCCACUGAUUUCUUGCGUGAAUUAAAAGAAGUUAAUACUGAAUUAUUAACUAGUACCGUAAUGACUUAUGUUAAUCAAUUUUUAAAUUUAGGUGAUGAUUGGAAAAAUAAAGAUGUGGCAAUUUAUCUUUUCAGCUCAUUAGCUGCUAAAGGUUCAGUAACUAAUAUAGGAGUAACCUCAACUAAUGUUUUAAUUGAUGUGGUUGAAUUCUUUAGUAAUAAUAUUGCUAAUGAUUUAGUUAGUGAUCAAGCUCAUUUAAAUUUGAAAACUGAUGCUAUUAAAUAUAUUUUCACUUUCAGAAAUCAAUUAACUAAAGACCAAUUACUUACCACUAUUCCUUUACUUAUCAAUCACUUAAAUAAUCCUAAUCCUGUGGUUUAUACUUAUUCAGCAAUUACUAUCGAAAAAUUAUUAUCAAUGACCAAUUUCACUGAUCACUCUCCAGUUUUCACUAAAUCUGAUAUUCAACCUUUCGUCAAUGAUUUAUUAACUAACUUGUUUAGAUUAGUUUUAUCAAACAAUUCUUCUCCAGAAAAAUUAGCUGAAAACGAAUUUUUAAUUAAAAGUAUAAUGAGAGUUCUCAAUACUGCAGAAAAUAUCAUUGAUCCUCAGUUUAAAAUUACCAUCAUCAAUCAAAUGUUACAAAUUUUACAACUCAUUUCUAAAAAUCCUUCCAAUCCUAAAUUCACUCAUUAUAUUUUUGAAUCUUUAGGUUUAUUAAUUAAAUUUUCUGAUUCUUCUAAUAUUUCUGAUGAUCAAAGAAUUCCUCAAUAUAUCCAACUCAUCUUACCUUCCCUUUUAAGUAUUUUAGGUGAUGAUGUUCAAGAAUUUGUUCCUUAUGUUUUCCAAAUUUUAGCAUUUUUAUUAGAAUUAUUACCAUCAUCAAGUCCAUUACCUGAUGAUUAUAAAAAUUUAAUCAAGCCAUUAUUGUCACCAAUUGUUUGGGAAUUCCGUGGUAAUAUCCCUGGUAUUUUUAGAUUAUUGAUUGCAAUCUUGGAACAAGAACCACAAGUUUUCGCUAGUAGCGAAGCUGAUUUAACUCCAUUAUUAGGUGUUUUCCAAAAAUUGAUUGCAUCAAAAGCUAAUGAUCAAUAUGGUUUUGAUUUAUUACAAGUCAUAUUACUUAAAAUUCCUCUUAAUAUUUUAAGCAAUUAUUUAAAUCAAAUUGGUAUUUUAUUAUUAACUCGUCUUAAAAAUUCAAGAACCGAUAAAUUCAUCAAAAAGUUUGUGGUAUUUUUAACUUCCUUGUGUUGUAUUCCAUUAAACCCAGUCUACCAAGAAAUCGGUAAAUCGAUUAAUGCUGAUUUCAUCGUUCAAUUUAUUGAUUCUGUUCAACCAGGAGUUUUCCAACUGAUAUAUAAUAAUUUCAUUUUACCAACUGCAGGAACCUUAGUUAACUCACAAGAUAAAAAAGUUGCAACUCUUGGCUUGUCCGAGUUAAUAAAUUCAAAAUCAUUAAAAGAAAACUAUACAAGUUUGGUUAUUCCUACUAUUGAAGCUUUAUGUAAAAAUUUAAAUUCUUUGAGUGGUAUUCAAAAAUCAACUAAUAAUGCAGUUCUUGGUAAUACUUUAAGUAGUGAGACUGCAAGUAUAGCUAUAAAUGAAUUAGAUUUAGAAAGUUUUUCAUUUGGGUCUCAGUUUUCCAAGAUUGUUUCAAUCCAAAAGAAACCAUUCGAUCCAUUACCUAGUGUGAAAAGUAACGAUCAACAAUCUAUUAGAUUUGGUGCCAUUUCAAACAUCAAGAAAUUGGGUGAUACAGGGGUAUUAAAUCAAGUAUCAGAUGAAGCCAAAUCAGUCUUAAAUAGUAUGUAA
Messenger RNA from Hyphopichia burtonii NRRL Y-1933, 2964 nucleotides. RefSeq names its product importin-alpha export receptor. Gene Ontology annotation, molecular function: small GTPase binding; nuclear export signal receptor activity. Lineage: Eukaryota; Fungi; Ascomycota; Pichiomycetes; Serinales; Debaryomycetaceae. Gene Ontology annotation, cellular component: cytosol; nuclear envelope. The transcript has a single exon. The coding region runs from base 1 to 2964 and encodes 987 amino acids. The record is from RefSeq and is a predicted model, not a curated record. Gene Ontology annotation, biological process: protein import into nucleus; protein export from nucleus.